AUGAAUGCUGACUUUAAGAACGCCUUCGAAGCUCUUCAUAGUAAGGUGAAACUAGUGAACGACUUCUCAUCUGGAAAGAAACUGAAGUCUGAAGGUUUCGACAAAGAGUUAAGAGAAGUAGCACAAAAUAUGACGAAAAUAACAGAUGCAGCAACGAGACAGGCAGUUCAAAGUGCCUAUGACGCCGUUAGAGCAACUGUUGUGGAAAGUCAAGAAAAAGAGUUACAACAGACCAAAACAGACCUAGUAAAUGCUUUCUUAAGAACGAAAAGUCAGGUAGGACAUUAUGCUGCAGAUGGAACAUAUGUGCCAGCUGGUGGAACUUAUAUACCAGCUGGUGGAACUUAUAUACUAGCUAGUGGAACUUAUAUACCACCAAACCCUCCAAGAGAAGCACCUGCACCAGGACUACCUAAAACAUUUACAUCGUCACAUGGACACAGACACAGGCAUGCACCAAAACCAACAGUUCAAAAUCCAGCACAGCAACCAACAGUUCAAAAUCCAGCACCACAACCAACAGUUCAAAACACUACACCACAACCAACAGUUCAAAACACUGCACCACAACCAACAGUUCAAAACACUGCACAGCAACAACCACAAACAGAGCAAGGACAUAAAAGAAGUAGAGAACAAGGAAACCAAGAAUUCUUAAAAAUGCUUAAGGAAAAUUAUGGUUACCCAGAUACUCUUGACUUUAGUGACAGAUAUAAAGAAGCUAUUAGAAAGUUCAAGGAAGGAAAUACUGACCCGAACCUAUUUAGCUUUAUGGUUCAGCACCAAAUGGGAUAUAAUUUCAAACCUGGAAAAUACAAGCUCGCUAAGGGAUAUGAUUUAAUAGCAUAUCAUCCAAAUGACAUGACUGAAUUUACUCCGAGAUAUUUGGUGUCAGAGCUAAAUGAUAAUUCAACUCUCUUCAUGAAACGCGUAAAAAAUAGAGACGGAACGAAAGAAGAAAGGUUUAUGAGUCCGGAUGACUUAGAUAGGGAACUUUUUAA
Molecule: messenger RNA, 1001 nt
Organism: Trichomonas vaginalis G3
Lineage: Eukaryota; Parabasalia; Trichomonadida; Trichomonadidae
Product: protein of unknown function, DUF4106 family
Exons: 1
Source: RefSeq, a predicted model, not a curated record